Molecule: messenger RNA, 6060 nt
Organism: Rhincodon typus (whale shark)
Lineage: Eukaryota; Metazoa; Chordata; Chondrichthyes; Orectolobiformes; Rhincodontidae
Gene: slc35g1
Product: solute carrier family 35 member G1
Exons: 3
Coding region: 154-1335 (393 amino acids)
Biological process (GO): calcium ion export across plasma membrane; regulation of cytosolic calcium ion concentration
Cellular component (GO): endoplasmic reticulum membrane; plasma membrane
Source: RefSeq, a predicted model, not a curated record
CCGCCCCUUAGACAUGACUUUGGCAGUGAGUCGACAGGAACUCUCUAUCAGAGAGUGGUUUGUUUCAGGUUAGUUUAGGAAGUGGAGAGUGGAGAGUGGAGAGUGAGAGAGUGGAGAGUGAGAGACUGGCAAUGAAGGUGUGUGCUGUUUAAAAUGAGUGUUUAUUAUAAGUCAGACGGGGAGGAUGGUGCUGCUGCUGCCGUUGCCGAGUCUGAGCCGCAUGUACUUGAAGUUCUGGUGGAAAAGCCUGGGCGAGGAGCUGCUAAUGUCGAGUGCAAUGGGACUUCAGGCACAGGGCGCCGAGCAGUCACCAGAAAGCACUCCCCUGUUACUUCUUGCUGUCACUCUGAGACCGUCAGAGAUUCAGCUGAUGAGGGAGGCACUCCAGCAACCGAGAAGAAGCCCAAAUGCGUGGGACUUGGGUUAUGCUAUACCCUGUUAUCGUGUUUGUUCUUUUCAGUCACUUCAUUCUUGGUGAAGAAGGUUGAUGGCAUUCAUGCUCUGGAAAUUAGUGGCAUUCGAUGUUUGUUUCAGUGGCUGUUCACAUGGCCUGCCAUUAUAUAUAAUGAAAUAGACUUGCUGGGACCAAAGGACCUGAGAGUUUUGCUGUGCACACGAGGGAUUCUAGGUGCUGUAGCAAUGAUGUUGUUCUUCUAUGCAAUUCAGCAGAUGCCUUUGGCUGAUGCCACCGUCAUCAUGUUCAGUAACCCGGUCUUUGUCAGCGUUUUUGCGUGGAUUUUUCUGAAGGAGCGCUGCACUUUUUGGGAUCCAGUCUUCACUGUGUUCACUUUAACCGGGGUGAUCCUUAUCGCCCGGCCCCCGUUCCUUUUCGGCUCCCGGGUUUCAGGAUCGGAAAGCGACUACAAGAACCGCAUGAAGGGGACCGCUGCCGCUUUCGGGAGCGCGAUCUGUGCCGCCCUGACCUUGACAGUCAUCCGCAAAAUGGGCAAAUCUGUCAGCUAUCUGCUCUCGAUCUGGUACUACUCUGUGAUCGGAUUAAUUCUGUCCGUGAUCAUGGUGUCAGCCCUUCAGGAAUGGAGCCUGCCCUUCUGUGGGACGGAUCGGGUGCUCUUGGUCUUGAUCGGUAUCUGCGGACUCGGAGGGCAGAUCUUCCUCACCAAAGCCUUGCAGAUUGAGAAGGCUGCGUCGGUGGCCCUGAUGAAGACCUUAGAAGUGAUGCUAGCCUUCAUAUUUCAGUAUUUAUUCCUCAAUUACACCCCGAGCUGGUGGAGUUUAGGAGGAGCACUUUGUGUGACACUUGGCACCUCUGGCGUGGCUUUCCAAAAAUGGUACAACACCACACACACCAGGAAGAUCACAAACAGCGCAAAUUAACUGUGGCCUAAUCUGUGUUGAUGUGGAGUAGAGGAUCUGCUCAGGCGUAUCACUGAAAACGUAAAUGUAGUCACUGCUAGAAUGCUUAAACAAAUUACUCAAAAAAAGGACAAGGCUGCCUGGUGAACUCCGUUCUGAAUACUCUAUUAUAGUCAUAUCCUUAACUUAAGAUUUUCUCAGGAUGACGAUGUAAUGAAAACAAAUUUUGGGUUUUUAAAAAUCCAUUUUUUUUGUAAUAUUUUAUACUUAUAACUGAUGAGCAAUUGUGACCAGAAUGUCUCAGCAACAAUGGUAGCAAUUUUUUUCCCCCCCACGCUAUUUUAUAACUUUGGAAAAUUGUUGUCCAUACCCUUUCAGAGUUCGUUUAAGCUGCCUCUGACGUUUUUUGUGGGCGUUGCUCGUGGCUCAAUAGUGGCUCUACUGCCACUUUGGAGCCUCAGAUGGAACACCAGUCUAAAGACGUGCUUGUAUAUCCUCAGCUAGCAUUUUACAGUACAGCACAGUGUGCUGCAUAUUGGAGGUCCCCCGUUAUCCUCUCAGGUGAUAAACUGAGGCCGUGCCUACCCUCCGAUAUGGCUGUAAAAGAUCUCUCAGCACUACUGACAAGAUAGCAGGCAAGUUGUCCUGGUGUCACAGUAAACAUUUAGCUGUGAAAGUGCCAGAUUAUCCAGUUGUUUUAUUUCAGUGUCGCUUGUGAGAACUGACUGCAAUUUGGCUGAUGCCAAAGACUUCAAUUCAAAAGUGUAUCGUUGGUUGUAACAAUCUUUGGGGUGUCUGAAAAGACAUUCUAUAAAUUUGUUAUUUCUCUUAGUAUUCUGAUGUGGCUCUUGAACAAUAGAUGUAUUAUGUUCCAUAAUCAGUAUAGAAUUAUUUAACUUUCAAAAUGUUUGAUAGAAGUGAUCCUUAAAAACGAAUAAAAGUUCAGAGCUGGGUGAAAAAUCAUUACAGCUGUAAAGUAACCAAAUUGACUUGGCUGUCACAGUACAGCCAUUCUGCACAUGUGCAACUGUUAUCCAUCAACAUAUAUAAAUGUGUUGAUUUAUAAAACCAAUUAUUAAAGUUGCUAGCCUUUUGCAACACAUUCCAAACAGUGAACUGCUGGACACAGUUAAGUUCUGAUUUUCUCUACGUGGAACACCAAAUAUCAUUGCACUGUCUGCUAUACUCCUUGAGAAAUAAGUAGUUAGAUCACUGGGAUGCAUGGAAAAGCACUGUUGAAUUUGCAGAAAGUAUUUUGCUACUUUUGUCCAGUCCCUGCAACACACUCAUUAGUAGCAAAUACCAAAAUGCAUGCAUGUGAAGGGUCAAAUUUUAAUGUUAAAUUAUAUUUAUAAUUAACCUGCAACUUAGUAUUUAUUUAUUUCUUAUGUUAAUCAGCCUGAUUUCGUAGAACAUGAAGCAGAGCAGGUUGUUUUGUGUGAAUUGUAACAAUAUAAGGGCAAAAAUCCUUAGAAAUAUUGUGCAAUUAUUUCACUUUCUUCCCCCCACUCCCAGAAUUUCAAGCCAGGAGAGAUUUGGACUGACGCCUCUGUUCUGAUGUUUAACGUGUUAUACCAAAUUCCCUUCUCCACUAUUUAUCAAUGAACAUGUUAAUCCUUCAAAAUAAACAGUUAAUUCUUCGAUUUAAAAUGGUGGUAAGAUGAAUUUGAUGUGAGUUUGCCUUAUUGUUGCAUAAUAUUGCUUCCAGUAAUUUCCAGGUUUUGGCCCAGUCUCCUGUAAGCUUAUUAAUUUAUAGACAAAACUAGAUAAGCAGGCUCAUUUGAGAGAGAGAUGCAUGAUAAAUUUGUCGAGCAAAGAUCUAGGAUUUGUGUAUUAAGGUUUAUAGAUGUACUGUCAAAUGUACAGCUGUACAAAAUAGCAUUGACACAGUAUAAGGGCUAAAUAUGAAUGAUUAGUGUACAGGUGGAUUUUGUUUGUGUCUUUUGACUUGAAUUGUUUAAAGUGUCACAAAUCAAAACUUUGAUUUUCCACACCGUUUUCGUUUAGAAACACAAAUUGUGAAUCUCGGAAGAAUUUUCUUCAAGUCAGUUUUGCAGCUCACCAAAUCACUCUCUCUUUUUAAAAACCGAAAGAACUACGAAUGCUGUAAAUCGGAACAAAAACAGAAAUUGCUGAAAAAGCUCAGCAGGUCUGGCAGCAUCUGUGAAGAAAAAAAAGAGUUAACGUUUCGGAUCUGGUGACCCUUCCUUGUCACUCCCUUUUUAAUCCUUAGAUCUUUCUAUAUUGUUCGUCAUUCCGUUCCCUGUCACUUUAUACCACUACUCUCUUUCACUGCGGUUGACUGACUACUGUUUUUUUUUAACAUUUGUUCCUGUUGCUUCGGUUUCUUGCUUACCUGGCUGCCUUUUCCACUCCUCUAUCAAACUACUAUUGCAAAGCUCUUUCUGGCUUCAAACAUUGUGCUCUCCUCCAAUUCUCAGCUCUUGUGCACAUCCAGUUCUUACCACUUCUUCGCCUUGUCGUCAGCUUUCUAGCCCUGAACUGUGGAAUUCUCCUCUUAACAUCUUUCUCUCUUGACAUUAGUGUUAAGUCAAACCUAAAAAUUGAGAAAGAGGUAGGUUUUUGGAUCACCUGCCCUAAUAUCUCCCUGUGAUUGGGUAUCAGAUUUUGUAUGCUAACACUUCUAUGAAGAGCCUUGAGACCUCUGUUAAACGUACUAUUUAAGUACAAGUUUUUUUUAAAACCAUCUAAUUAAUUUUCAAUAAAGCCAUUACAUUGUAUGCCAGAGUAAGGUAAGGGUUUAUCAAAAAUGCACAGUGCAAUGGGUAAUCCUGGAAAAAUGAUGCACUGAUGCUUACUAUGCUGUAUAUCAACAUAUCCUAUUUAUUGCCGUCAUAAAGUUAAUUAAAUGUGUGAGAUAGGUAUAUGUCUCUUAUUUUGUUACUUUCUUUAAUUGGGACAACAAAAAGCCGUUCUAGUUUGAGCAACAGCACUGGUAAAAGCUAUACCCAAGGAUGUGGAUGUCAUUUUGGUGGUUGGAGCAUUUUCUGUGGAUAAAUGGACAAAGUUCCGUUAUGAUACAUUAACUAUAAUUAUUGGGCAAUAGCUUUAACAAAGAAUACAUAAACAAACUAAAAUUCACUCCCCUCUCCAUCAGAAUUUUAACUGCUGUUGUGAAUUUGGUCUGCAUGUAAAUUCACUGCUGAAUUCUGGGAGUCAUAACAUGUCUUCCACAGUCAAUAUUCAGUCAUCUACAAAAAUAGAAAUUGUUAGAAAAGCUCAGCAGAUCUGGCAGCAUCUGCAGAAGUUAAUGUUUCGGGUCGAGUGACCCUUCCUCAGAUUCAGUUACCUAUGUUGAAGAAAGACUUUAUAAAGGCAUUUUGUAUUUAGAAAUGAAUUGUUCUCACAGUAUUGUUGCUUGACCGAUGAUUUUAAGCUCUUGUCACUACCACUGCUGCUAAAUCUGCUUAAUGUGUUGUUAUAAGAUGUGAGCCCUUUUUGUUGUUUCCUCUCAUCCCCCUUGAAGUUUUCUCUCUUUCAUGAGUUCAUUCCUAGAAAUUUGCUGUCUUUUGCUACACAACAUUGUUGCACUUUCUAGUCUCUCCUCAGUGGUAAAUAGCUUUAUUACAAUGUUGCUAUAAACCUGUCCUUGCUAUAAAUCUCUCCUUGCUGGCUUGCUUUCUGUUUUAAGUGCACGUUCCCAAAAAAAUAUAAAUUUAAUUUGAGGAUUUGGUGACUCUCUUCUUUUUCAAUAAAAUUAUUGAACUUCUGACUUUAUUUGAACAUUUUCCUCAGCGAAUGAUGAACAAGCUGAAGUUUUGAUUGCAGUAGUGGUAGGAGACUGGUAGUCCCAUUUAUACAAUCAGUUGAACUUUUCACUGCAGUCAAUGAAGAGGAAAUUCAGGCUGGGUUUUUAUUGGGUGAGCAGCCUGUGUUGAUUUGAUUUGACCAUGCUAACCAUGUGGUACUGGUCACGUGGCCAGUGCAGACCAACCAGAGGCAGAAAGAAAUGAUUCAACCACAUGUUCAAAGAAUCUUAUAGUUAGAAUGUGGAACAUCUUACAAAGAGUGUUUGAGGUGAGUAGUGUAGAAGUAUUUAAAGAAAAGCUAAUAACCACAAGAGGGAGAAAAAUGGAAGGUUACACUGAGAGCGAAGGCUCAUGCACUCUCCAUGAAAGCCAGAAUAGACCAGUUGGGCUGAAUAGCCUCUUCCUGUGCUGUAAAUUCAGUGUACUAUCUGCAGUCAAAUAGACAACCUUACAAAACUUCCUUCAUGUUGUCUUGAGCAUAAAUAAAUGAGGGUUUGAGUGGAAAGAUAGAGAAAGGUGUGUCCCAUUGGAAUAGGCUGCUGAGUCAGGGUCCAUGAAGAUGUGGAGCCUGAGACCAGGAUUGAGAAAGUGAACCGAACAGGCCAUAUUGUGGUUCCAUGAUGUGCUGUGGUAUGAUUGGCCUGUGCUGAUCAUCUGACUGACUGCCAUGGUAUUCGUGCAAAUGAUAGAAAGCUCUUUAUCAUCAAAUAUUCAGUACAAGUUUACAAUCUGACACGAAACUUUUAAUAAUAUUCUUAGUCAUGACAUUUAGUUAUUUUAAGUUUUUAAAAAAAAAUAUAUUUUCAAAUGAUGUUUUGGGGAAAAGGUAAUAUUUUUCCUAAUAUACUUUGUCAGAAGAUUCUAUAUUUGAAUUAAACGUUUCAAUGAGAAAUUUGUUUCUAAUUACUGGACAUAAAUGCCUGUAAUAAAAUGUUUGUUUAUAUAUCUCAAUAAAUAUGAAACAUUUAAUAUGGAA